Messenger RNA from Pygoscelis adeliae (Adelie penguin), 5865 nucleotides. RefSeq names its product anaphase promoting complex subunit 1 (gene ANAPC1). The record is from RefSeq and is a predicted model, not a curated record. The transcript has 49 exons. Gene Ontology annotation, biological process: protein K11-linked ubiquitination; anaphase-promoting complex-dependent catabolic process; metaphase/anaphase transition of mitotic cell cycle. Gene Ontology annotation, molecular function: molecular adaptor activity. The coding region runs from base 1 to 5637 and encodes 1878 amino acids. Gene Ontology annotation, cellular component: anaphase-promoting complex. NCBI's taxonomy places the organism in Eukaryota, Metazoa, Chordata, Aves, Sphenisciformes, Spheniscidae.
AUGAAGGAAAGUUGGCAGUUGAGGAAAGGCGUCAGUGAUGUCGGGGAAGAGGUGGACUACGAUGAAGAGCUGUACGUGGCCAGCAAUAUGGUCAUCUGGAGCAAAGGAAGUAAAAACCAAGCGUCUACCGUUUAUAAAGCUUUCACUGUCGACAGCCCUGUUCUGCAGGCCUUAUGGUGCGACUUCACUAUACCCCAGGAAAAAUCUGAAAAAGCUGAUGACAGUGAUGAAAUAGUAGAGAAAUGUAUCUGCAUAUUGCAGAAUUCCUGUAUAAAUGUGCAUAGCAUAGAGGGAAAGGAUUACAUUGCUGCUUUACCUUUUCAGGUCGCAAACGUCUGGCCAACAAAAUAUGGUUUGUUAUUUGAGCGCAGCAGUUCUUCACAUGAAGUACCUCCAAGUCCACCCAGAGAACCUUUGCCUACUAUGUUCAGCAUGCUACACCCAUUAGAUGAGAUAACACCCCUCAUCUGUAAGUCUGGAGGCGUGUUUGGUUCUGCGAGAGUGCAGUACGUUGCUGAUUACACCUUGAGGAUCGUGUUCCUCAAUGCUGAACCUUCCAUUGUGAUGACCUAUGAUACUGUGCAGAGCUUACAUACUGUUUGGGCUCUUCGGAGAGUAAAGCCAGAGGAGCAGAACACGGUGCUGAAGUUCUCGGAGCAGAUGGGCACACCGCAGCACGUGGCCACCAGCAGCUCUUUGACUGCUCAUCUCAGAAGCCUCUCAAAAGGAGACUCUCCUGUGGGCUCCCCUUUCCAGAACUACUCGUCUAUCCACAGCCAGAGCAGAUCAGUGUCGUCGCCCAGCAUGCAGUCCCGCUCGCCGUCUAUCUCCAACAUGGCUGCUUUGAGCCGCUCUCAUUCCCCUGCCCUGGGAGUGCAUUCGUUCUCAGGAGUGCAGAGGUUCAACUUUUCCAGUAACGCUCAGUCACCGAAGAGGCACAGUAUUACCCAUUCACCAAACAGCACUUCCAGUGAUUCCUUCCUUAUACCAGAAACUGAACCAAUUAUUCCCGAGCUGUGUAUAGAUCAUCUGUGGACAGAAACCGUCACAAACAUGAGAGAGAAGAAUUCCCAAGCAUCAAAAGUGUUUAUUACCACUGACCUUUGUGGGCAGAAGUUCUUGUGCUUUUUAGUGGAAUCCCAGCUCCAGCUGCGGUGUGUAAAAUUUCAAGAGAGCAACGAUAAGUCGCAGCUGAUCUUUGGUUCUGUUACCAAUAUUCAAGCAAAGGAUGCAGCUCCAGUGCAGGGCAUUGAUACGCUACUGGUUCUGGAAGGCAGUGGAAAUCUAGUGCUUUAUUCUGGAGUGGUUCGGGUGGGGAAGGUUUUUAUUCCCGGACUGCCUGCUCCAUCCCUGACAAUGUCCAACCAAAUGCCUCGGCCAAGUACUCCCUUGGAUAGUGUCAGCACUCCAUCCAAGCCUUUGAAUAAGCAUCUGGGGCCCCUAGAAGAGGGUGUGCUUUUGUCACCAGUUCCAGAGCUAAGAGAUUCUUCCAAACUUCACGACUCAACUUACGUUGAAGACUGUACUUUUCAGCAGCUUGGGACAUUCAUUCACGCUCUGAGAGAUCCUGUCCACAACAGAGUAACUUUAGAACUCAGCAAUAAUACGAUGGUUCGGAUUACAAUUCCUGAAAUUGCCACUUCAGAACUAGUGAAAAGAUGUCUGCAAGGUGUCAAAGCUAUCCUGCCCAAGGAGAUAGCGGUACAGAUGCUUGUCAAGUGGUACAAUGCUUAUAAUGCUCCAGGAGGACCAAGCUAUCACUCAGAAUGGAAUUUAUUUGUAACAUGUCUCAUGAAUAUGAUGGGUUACAAUACAGAGAGACUGUCCUGGACACGUAAUCUUGAUUUUGAAGGAUCGCUUUCACCAGUUAUUGCUCCAAAGAAGGCUAGACCAUCAGAAACAGGGUCAGAUGAAGACUGGGAAUACCUCUUGAGCUCUGAUUACCACAGGAAUUUUGAGUCUCAUCCUGUUGCCAAAGCUUUGCGACUGGACCCUCUGGAAGUUUCAGCUCCAAAGGAUGACUUUUCACAGAGCCUUAGUUUGGAUUCCUCGACGCUCCUUUUCACCCAUAUUCCUGCUAUUUUCUUUGUUCUUCAUCUCAUCUACGAGGAGCUCAAACUGAAUAGUCUGAUGGGAGAAGGAAUUCGUUCGCUUGUUGUUCUUCUGAUUCAGCUGGCCAGGGACUUAAAACUUGAAGCUUAUAUAGAUUAUUACUACAGAGACUAUCCAGCCCUUGUAAAAACCUCCAGACAGACUUGCAUAAUUGAUCAAGUCCAAACAGGUUUCAUGCACCAUCCCUCAUUUUUUUCUGCUGAGCCUCCGAGUAUCUUUCAGUGGCUGAGUUCCUGUCUGAAGGGAGAAAGAGUGCAGCCUUAUCCUUACUUACCAGGAAUCUGUGAAAGGAGCAAACUGGUAGUACUGAGUGUGGCUCUGUAUAUACUUGGUGAUGAGAGCGCUGUAUCUAACGAAGCCUCCCAUUAUUUGUACAAGAUUACAUCAGGACAACGAAAACAGCAAAUAGAACAGGAUGACUAUCGAUGCAGUUUCAGACACAGCACAUCUGUUUCCAGUCUGGCUGAAAAGUUAGUUAUUUGGAUGACUAAUGUUGGUUUCACCUUAAGAGAUCUGGAGUCUCUCCCCUUUGGUGUAGCUCUUCCUAUUAGAGAUGCAAUAUAUUAUUGCCGAGAGCAGCCUGCCUCAGACUGGCCAGAAGCAGUUUGUCUCUUGAUUGGGCGCCAGGAUCUGUCCAAACAGGCGUGUGAAGGGAACCUGCAAAAGGGUAAAUCUGUGAUCUCAAGUCAGGUUGGACGGGGCUCUGAGCAACCUGCUCUAGUUGAAGAUGAUGGCAUGAAUGACAUGAACGAGGAAGUGAUGUCACUAAUAUGGAGCGAGGAUUUGAGAGUGCAGGAAGUACGCAGGCUCCUUCAGAGUGCCCGUCCUGUACGUGUCAAUGUAGUGCAGAUGCCAGAAGCUAGUGAUCAUGAAUACAUAGAAGAGAAAGAAAACCGGCUGUUACAGCUGUGCCAGCGAACCAUGGCACUACCUGUUGGACGAGGAAUGUUCACUUUGUUCUCAUAUCAUCCUGUUCCAACGGAACAGUUGCCCAUCCCUAAGCUGAAUCUAACUGGCCGUGCUCCUCCUAGGAACACCACUGUUGAUCUGAACAGUGGGAACAUCGAUGUGCCUCCUAACAUGGCUUGCUGGGCCAGCUUUCACAACGGGGUAGCUGCCGGCCUGAAGAUAGCGCCUGCUUCACAGAUAGACUCUGCUUGGAUUGUCUAUAACAAGCCCAAAAUUGCUGAACUAGCAAAUGAAUACGCAGGCUUCCUCAUGGCGCUGGGUCUCAACGGGCAUCUCACAAAACUUGCCACGCUCAAUAUACAUGACUACCUAACAAAGGGCCACGAGAUGACAAGUAUUGGACUAUUGCUUGGUGUUUCUGCUGCCAAGUUGGGCACAAUGGAUAUGGCUAUUACACGCCUCCUGAGCAUCCACAUACCUGCUCUCCUGCCACCAACUUCAACAGAGCUGGAUGUCCCCCACAAUGUGCAGGUGGCUGCCGUGAUAGGAAUAGGCCUUGUCUAUCAGGGCACCGCUCACAGGCACACAGCUGAGGUUCUGCUGGCUGAAAUAGGACGUCCUCCUGGACCAGAAAUGGAGUACUGCACAGACAGAGAGUCCUAUUCACUUGCAUCUGGGCUCGCCUUAGGCAUGGUUUGCCUAGGGCACGGCAGUAAUUUGAUAGGCAUGUCAGACCUCAAUGUUCCCGAGCAGCUUUACCAGUACAUGGUUGGGGGCCACAGGCGGUUCCAAGCGGGAAUGCACAGAGAGAAGCACAAGUCUCCCAGUUAUCAAAUCAAGGAGGGAGACACCAUAAAUGUGGAUGUUACUUGUCCAGGUGCCACACUUGCACUUGCUAUGAUCUACCUAAAGACUAAUAACAGAUCCAUUGCUGACUGGCUUCAAGCACCAGAUACCAUGUAUUUGCUGGACUUUGUAAAACCAGAGUUCCUUUUAUUGAGGACCUUGGCUCGAUGCCUGAUUUUGUGGGAUGACAUCUUGCCCAAUUCCAAGUGGGUUAAUAGCAACGUGCCCCAAAUCAUAAGAGAGAACAGUAUAUCUCUUCAUGCAACAGAGCUGCCUUCAUCUGAAGACCUGAGUUUAGAAACACUGGCGCAAGCUCAUGUCUACAUCAUUGCUGGAGCGUGUUUGUCACUGGGAUUUCGAUUUGCUGGUUCAGAAAAUCUGGCAGCAUUUAAGUGCUUGUACAAAUAUGCAACAGAUUUCCUGAAGUGUUUGUCAGCACCAACAGCUUCAAUAACAGGUCACUAUAAUCUCGAAACAUGCUUGAGCGUCUUGCUGCUGUCUCUCGCGAUGGUGAUGGCUGGCUCCGGAAACCUGAAAGUUCUUCAGCUUUGCCGUUUCAUGCACAAGAAGACAGGCGGAGAGAUGAACUACGGGUUCCACCUGGCUCACCACAUGGCUUUGGGGCUUCUCUUUCUGGGAGGAGGAAGAUACUCACUGAGCACUUCUAAUUCUUCAAUUGCUGCUCUCCUUUGUGCUCUGUACCCUCACUUCCCUGUUCACAGCACGGACAAUCGGUACCACCUUCAGGCUCUGCGACACUUGUACGUGCUGGCGGCGGAACCACGGCUCUUAACACCCGUUGAUGUGGAUUCAAACACUCCUUGUUACGCACUGAUAGAGGUUACAUACAAGGGCACGCAGUGGUAUGCAGAAGCCACCGAGGAACUGAUGGCACCCACGCUUCUUCCAGAGCUUCACUUACUGAAGCAGAUCAGAGUGAAGGGACCACGAUACUGGGAGUUAUUAAUAGAUUUAAGCAAGGGAACGAAUCAUCUAAAAUCAAUUCUUUCAAAGGGUGGCGUCUUGUACGUGAAGCUGAGAGCUGGGCAGCUCUCCUACAAGGAGGACCCGAUGGGCUGGCGCAGUCUCUUAGCACAGACUGUUACUCACCGAAACUCUGAAGCUCGGGCGUUCAAGCCAGAAGCAAUUUCAGCUUUCACUUCUGAUCCUGCUCUGUUUUCAUUCGCUGAUUAUUUUUGCAAACCAACUGUGAACAUGGGACAGAAACAGGAAAUCCUGGAUCUUUUCUCCUCAAUUCUUUAUGAGUGUGUUACCCAAGAAAAUCCAGAGAUGCUGCCCACGUACAUAGCGAUAGAUCAGGCUGUGAGGAGAUUAGAAAGAAGAGAAAUGUCCGAGACAUUUGAGCUGUGGCAGAUAAAGCUGGUGUUAGAAUUUUUCAGUUCCAGAAGUCACCAGGAGAGGAUGAGCAGGAAUCCAAACCGAGGACUCUUCAUGAACUCUGAAUUUCUGCCUGUGAUGAAGUGCACUAUCGAUAACGCUUUGGAUCAGUGGCUUGAAGCUGGAGGGGAUGUCUGUCUGCAUUCCUACCUAAGUGGGCAGCCCACGGAGGAAUCUCAGCUGAGCAUGCUGGCUUGCUUCCUUAUUUACCACUCUGUCCCGACACCAGGUCAGCUGGCAGCUGGAGGCUUGGAAGGAAGCACGAACUUCUCUGAGCUGCUUUUGAAGUUCAAGCAGUUGAAUAUGCCAGUUCGUGCAUUGUUAAGGCUCGCUCCUCUGUUGCUUAGAAAUCCACAGUCCAUGGUGCUGUAGGUCCGUGGCGUUGGUUUUGUGUGCGGUUACUGAAUGACAGAGCCAUUUCACACUUUUCAAAAACAGGUAAAAUGUACUUGAUUUUGUAACUUCUCAAGCAACUUAAACUUCAAACUUGUCCCCGGAUGUGGUGACUGUGACCAGGAGUUAUUUAUAAAUUGUUACAAUGAAUUAAAAAAAAAAAACAAACCUGUAAAAGUGAACUAAUAAUAAAUUUACUUUUGUAAC